AUGAAGUUGUUUGCAAAAAAGGGAGAGCAACAGCGUGCAGUAACAGUAUUUAUUAAAGAAGCUGCUACCACGUCACGUGCACGCGAAUUUCUGCAAAAGUGUACCGAAUCGGAAACUUGGGAAACACGUCUACCGUCGAAGUAUACCAAAUAUAAAAAUAUUAAUGGGAGUAAUGAUUGCAACACCAAAGGCUUCUUAAGAAUCAAUUUGGCUUCAGAUGGACCGUCUAAAGUUGCAGUUAAACAGAAACUUACCCAUGCAGUGGCCAACGGUGACAUUAUGAAUGCUAACGAUAGAUGUACUUUAGGAGACAUUUCACGUGCAACACAAACGGUCAGUAAGCCAUCUGGUGUUGUUAUCAGCUUCAAUGAGUUAAAUUCGGUAUCAUCAAUUGAAAAUGGCUGCGUGAAUACGAACAAAAUAGCAUACAUUGAUGAGGAUGAGCGUGCAAGCGGUCUGUGUCGCUCUUCAAAUAUGUAUAUUGGGGAGGAUCAAAGUGGGCACGUGAAAAGUAACGGUUUCAAGAAUGUUUAUACACAAGGCAAUUCAGUUCAAGAGAUUCGAGCGCUAAACGACAGCGAUGACGAUGAAGUGAUAGUUAACAUCAUGUCUAAAGUUUCAAAAGAAUGCGAAAUUAUCUCAACUGCUGAAGCAAACGUUGCAGAUAAUAGGAUUCAGAAGAGCGCUGAGGCCAGUGUAGUUGCUAGUGCUCAAGGGAAGCAUGAUGAUAACCCAUUUACCUAUUCAGCGGGACAGUUACGCUUACAUGGAAAUCGAGUUGGUACGUACGAUAUGCAGAAAUCGCGUACAUUGGGAGUAAAAAGGGAUAUCUUGGCGGCUGAUGGUGAGUGUGAUUUCACCUGCAACGGAUAUGUCGGUCCAACUUUCU
Messenger RNA from Acanthocheilonema viteae, 889 nucleotides. NCBI's taxonomy places the organism in Eukaryota, Metazoa, Nematoda, Chromadorea, Rhabditida, Onchocercidae. The record is from the annotation of a GenBank genome assembly.